AUGCACGUCCUCUCCGAGCCAGACGUAGCCCAGAUUUUCCGCAGCCUGACUCAAAAACAAAGCCAUGGACUCAUCACCGCACUCGGUGAAGCCCUGAUUGCCAUCUCUGCUGAGUCCAAAUCGACAGCUCCGGCAUCGGAGCAGCUCAUCCACCAGCCAUUGCGCACCGUGUUCACCACCAAAGAUCAGAACACCUGCAUAUUCAUGCCGGUCUCCGACACUGCCAGCACCGGUAUCAAGAUUGUCACCGUCAGCAGCAGUGGGAUUCGUGGGGUCAUCAAUGUCUUCUCGCCAGAGGGUCGCUUGCAGGGUCUUCUCGCUGCGGCGGAAGUGACGGCCUUUCGCACGGCGCUGGCCACGAUGACCCUCUUCGUGAGGUGUACAGCAAUCUCUAAAGAAACCAUUCUUAUUUUCGGAUCUGGUCGCCAGGCGGAAUGGCAUGCCCGACUGGCUCUGUUGCUGUACCCGGACCAGAUCCGUCGCAUCACCUUCGUGAACCGGGGUUGGAAGCGUCUGGAGGAAACGGAGCGCGAUGUCAUUGCUCCUCUGCGCCAGAGUCACUCGCAUGUGGAAUUUGCUACGCUCGCCAAGGAGGGCGUGGAUGACUACGAGGCCCGACUCACCGCAGAACUAGCAGCUUGCGACGUGAUCUUCAGCUGCACUCCAUCGCCUGCACCCAACUUCUCGUUCUCUGCGCUCCAAGCUGCUCCGAAACAGCGAUUUAUCUCCCUCAUCGGCUCAUACAAGCCGCAUAUGCAUGAGAUUGAUACCGACACGCUCUUGUCAGGGGGUGGGAAGAUCUACGUCGACUCCAAGACCGCUUGUCUCGAGGAGGCAGGCGAGCUCAUCACCGCGCAGAUCCACGAGGAGCAGUUGACCGAAAUGGGCGAUUUACUGGGGGCGCUGGGGCCAGGCGGUGCGCUGGACGUGCGCCCGGAUUGCAAUGUCAUCUACAAAUGCGUGGGCAUGGGACUCAUGGACCUGGUGGUGGGGAAGAAGGUGCUAGAGGUUGGGCGCGAGAUGGGCCUGGGCACGCACGUCGAGGGAUUCUGA
Messenger RNA from Penicillium lagena, 1053 nucleotides. Its product is annotated as putative proline utilization protein PrnX. The record is from RefSeq and is a predicted model, not a curated record. Gene Ontology annotation, cellular component: cytoplasm. Bases 1 to 1053 code for a protein of 350 amino acids. The transcript has a single exon. Lineage: Eukaryota; Fungi; Ascomycota; Eurotiomycetes; Eurotiales; Aspergillaceae.